Molecule: messenger RNA, 5541 nt
Organism: Psilocybe cubensis
Lineage: Eukaryota; Fungi; Basidiomycota; Agaricomycetes; Agaricales; Agrocybaceae
Exons: 16
Coding region: 1-5541 (1846 amino acids)
Biological process (GO): mitotic actomyosin contractile ring assembly actin filament organization; regulation of GTPase activity; regulation of actin cytoskeleton organization
Cellular component (GO): mitotic actomyosin contractile ring; cytoplasm
Molecular function (GO): actin filament binding; calmodulin binding; GTPase activator activity
Source: RefSeq, a predicted model, not a curated record
AUGGAUCGCUCAAACUCUCUGUCUUCCAGCUCCUCGAAUGCACACAAUGGCUCACGACCUGCUUCAUCGGGCCCCUUUGCGUAUCAAACGCGUUUAUUGGAACGCACUUCUUCAAGAGGAGGCUCAAGCUCAUUGUCACGAAGUAGCUCACAAUCUAGCAUUAGUAUCUUGACCAAUUCCACGGGAUCGUCGGUUGGAUCUGUUGUGCCCAGGAGAUGGACUCCUUCACACAGGGUGGGAAACAGUCUGGACGCUGUACGAGGAAAAUGGGAAGAACGGUCUCGAGAAUCCUAUAUCGAGGACGUUUUGAAUGCGAGCUCAACCCCGACGAAAGAACCGUUGCGAUCUAGAAGCCACAGUGUAGCUAAUAACACAAAUGCCUCCGCCACUUUCGACAAUCAUAAUUUCCUCGAUCCCGAUCGACCGCUUACCCCUACGUCAAUUACUUCAACACCUACCAGGGAUAAUCACACUACCCCCAAGUAUCUAAAGAGGCAGACGCUUCCUGCUCCUAUCAUAACAACCCCCUUAUCUCCAAAUUCCACAGGUGUAUCAGUGGAAGUUGAUUCAUCACUUUCCUCCACCCCUCAACGAAUACACAUACCCCAUGUUGCAUCGACAAAUGCCAUCCCAUCGUUUCAUGUGAACACAAAAGACGACCUUUCGAAUACUUUUGUGGGGCAGCACAUAUCCUCCAGUGGGUCUACCCAAACCCGAGUUCAUAGGGCCCACACCCUAGAUUCUUCUACGCCUCAAUGGAUGGGAACUAUCACUCCGAGGAGCGACCGGGCGAAUGCAAAAUCCCCCCAACAAUCUGAGUCUCCUAAUUUAACAGAGUAUUUGUUCGUCAAAAACUCAGGGCCUGGAACCACCGCCGAAAGUCCUGUAAAGCGAUCAUUUCCUCGUCCUCUGUCCCGAAAUGGCACUGUCACCUCAAACUCGAGGGAUCUACCAUCACCCAACACCUCAAGUUCAAGUACUCCCGGAUCAUCCCCAAUGCAUCCGACUCCAUACCGAAGUUCAUAUAUGGCAAAUAAAAAGGCGGAUUCCUACAGCGAAAUUUUGUCAGUCACCGGAAAGCGAAGACUCGGUAACCAUCUUCCUCGCAUUGCCAGUGGUGAUGCUGAUGAUUCAUGGGUCGAUGAUUCUCAGCCACAAAGGACAGAAAGCUCUCCAACUCAACGCACCCGAGCAUUGCAGAGCCGAGACAUCAGUACAGAUAGGCACCAAGCCAAGGUGUCGCCUUCCGGUGUCGUUCAUAAUGAUGGCAUUGCAGGGUUGCCUGGUCGCAUCCCUCUAAAAGCACCUAAUCCCAAUAUGAUUGCUCCUACUCCUUCUUCGCGUCUUCUCGGUGGCUCAUGGGCCGAUAAACAACGACAUCUCCUUCACGCCUACGAAUAUCUAUGUCAUGUUGGAGAAGCCCAGCAAUGGAUCGAAGGAUGCUUGGGAGAAGAACUUGAGUUUGGUGUUGUUGAGAUGGAAGAGGGUCUUCGAAAUGGCGUGGUACUGGCCAAACUUGUUAGGACAUUCAUGGGGGAUGCUGCUGUCCGAAAAAUCUAUGAGGCGCCCAAAUUAGAUUUCCGACAUUCCGACAAUAUCAACCACUUUUUCAAAUUCGUACGAGACGUGGGACUCCCUGAGGGUUUUAUCUUUGAGCUAACAGAUUUGUACGAGAAGAAGAACUUGCCGAAAGUUAUUUAUUGCAUUCAUGCAUUGAGCCAUCUUCUUGCCCGGAGGGGUAUGGCACAACGAAUAGGCAAUCUUUUGGGCCAUUUACACUUUUCUGAUGACCAGUUACAACAAACACAAAAGGGGUUGAAAGAAGCAGGUGUUCCUAUGCCAAACUUUGGUAAUGUUGGUAGAGAGUUGGCAAAAGAAAUCAAUGAAGAACCCGAAGUCGAAAUUGAGACCGAUGACGAAAGGCGCGACAGGUUGCUUCUUGAAAACGAAUCUUCGAUUAUAAUGCUUCAAUCACGUGCUCGUGGUUAUCUUGCAAGGAAGGCCUUGGUCGUAUUCAAGGGCAGAAUUCGCCUUGCGGAACGGCAUGUCAUCAAAUUACAAACCCAAGCCAAGGCAGUUUUGGUUCGCCGUCAACUGCUUGCUCAGAGAAAAUCGCAUGAUCUAUUAUUUUCGUGGGCAAUCGCACUUCAAGCUCGAGCUCGAGCUGCCUUGGUGAGGCAACGCUGGCGUGCACGUCUGCGCUCUUUGAAAAGAGCGACUAAUUCUAUAAUCGGACUCCAAGCCCAAAUACGGGGUGUACUUCAACGUCGACGAUAUCAGCGUUUCAAAGCUGCCUUGCGAAAGAUCAAUUUCCCUACAAAGUUCUUACAGGCCGCUGCUCGUGGUGUGCUUCAGCGACGGACGCAAAAGGAGCUCACGAAAUCUUUUAUUAUUCCAGAGAUAGGCACGUCCAUUGUAGGAUUUCAGUCUCAUGCUAGAGCCGUACUCCUUCGACGCCGAGUUGCGCAACGUAUACGCAGUCUGCAAUACUCUAGCAACAGUAUUAUCUCCUUACAAGCUCAUUGUCGAGGCCUGAUAAUGAGAAGGAAGAUGCGAUCUCAAAUAGCCAAGUUGGAAAAUGUCACCCAUGUUGUCAUUUCCAUUCAAGCUGCCGUACGCACCUAUCUAGCAAGAAAAAGAUUGCUAAUGCUCAUUCGAGGCCUGCGGAAAGCAACCAGUGUCAUUGUUGGUCUGCAAGCCCGUGCGAGAGCUAAUCUCACUCGUCAGCGCCACGUCAGUUUACAGAAGGCCUUAGUGGAUGUCAAUACCAUUAAAUCUGUUGGUCGAUUACAAGCAUUCGCAAAGGCAGCUAUCAUUCGGAAUCAGCACCGGGAGCUUGACAAAAAACUGGAUGUUGCAAUGCCUGAUGUCCUUGGUAUUCAGGCUGCAGCGCGUGGUGCCAUUCUCAGGAGAGAGUAUCAGGCCUGGAAAGAUCACAUUCAAAGAAAUCACCCUGUCGCGACCAUGUUACAAGCUCUAUUACGCGGUGCCAUGCAAAGACGCGCUUUCCGACAGAAGAUCGAUUAUUACCGGGCAAACCUGAACAAAGUUGUCAAAAUUCAAUCUUUGUUCCGAGCUAAAGAGACUCGUGAGCAAUACCGCCAGCUAACUCUGGGCAAGAAUGUGACGGUCGGGACGAUAAAAAACUUUGUACAUCUAUUGGACGAUUCGGAGGCCGACUUCCAGGAAGAAAUCAAGGUUGAAAGACUGCGUAAGCGCGUGGUUGAACAUAUUAGGGAAAACCAGGCUCUGGAAAACGACGUACAUGAUCUUGAUGUGAAAAUCGCUCUUGUCGUUCAAAACCUGAAGAGUUUUGAAGACGUGAUAAAGGCACGGAGGAGACAUGGGGGUGAUAGCGCAGCUCUGGCGGCGGCCCGAGUCUCCCUACUUGCUGCGCAUGGUGAUCCUUUCUCUGGACCAAAUACCCUGGAUCAAGAUGCUCGUCGGAAGUUAGAGCUGUACCAACAAUUAUUCUACCUGCUCCAGAUCCGAGGUGAUUACUUGACCAGACUCUUGGUUCGGCUUUCAAUGGAUGGCAAUCCCGAAUCGAGUCGCAGAUUCACGGAGCGAGUUGUCCUGACUCUGUUUGGUUAUGGCCAAGACAGGAGGGAGGAUUUCCUGCUGCUCAAGUUAUUCCAGACUGCUAUAAGAGACGAGAUUUACAAUGCGCCAUCUAUUGACGAUAUUAUAGCUGGACAUCCUAUGUACAUAAAUAUUGCCGUGCAUUAUGUUCGUCCUCGCCAAGUAACCUAUGUUCGGGACUCAUUUCAAGCCAUUAUUCGUGAGCUUAUUGACGCCGACGACCUUGACCUUGAGGCAGACCCAUCUUUAAUUCAUCGUGCUCGCCUUGACGUUGAAGAAAUGAGGUCAGGUAAACCUAGUCCACUUCCAAAGAACAUUCCUUUCAGGGAAGCUGUGGUUGAUCCCGACACAAGGGCGAUUUAUAUUCGUCAUCUUCAGGUUCUGCAGUGGUGGACAGAAGCCUUCGUCAAUGCUAUUGUGCAGUCAACCAAGAAGAUGCCAUAUUGCAUGAGAUUUCUGGCUAGAGAAACAAUCUUGAACCUGAAGGAAAAAUUCCCUGGAUUACCUGAGGAGGUUUACGGGGCAUGCGUCGCGAGACUGGUGUUUUAUCGAUACAUUAAUCCGGCUCUAAUCACCCCUGAGAUGUUUGAUAUUGUGCCCAAAACUAUUAAUAUUACAACCGCGAAGAAAAAUCUGGCGCAGAUUUCUCAAGUUCUUGCUCAGAUCGCCAGUGGUGUUGACUUUGGUGAUGACAAACCAAGCUACGUCCCUAUAAAUGACUUUGUAAGGAAGGCAAUCCUUCAAUUUUCCGCAUGGUUUAAUGAAGUUGCUGAUGUACCGGACGCGGAGACACAUUUCCAUGCUCACGAAUUCAUGGAUGCCACUGUUCAACCAAAGCCCAUUUACAUUUCCCCAAAUGAAAUAUAUACCAUCCAUUCCCUUUUGUUGCAACACCAGGAUUUUUUGAAAUCGGACCACGACGAUGCUUUGAAAGUAAUUCUAUCUGAAUUGGGUGGAGUUCCACAUCUAGACAAUGAAGAGCUUAAGGAAGCACGAGACACUGCUAUCACUUUAGAAUUAACCAACCGAUUUGCUUACGUUCAAGAUCCUCUUGCAGAAGAGAAAACACUUUGGGUACAGGCUAAACGGGGGGUUCUAGCUAUACUUCGUGUACAGCCCGCACAAGAUUUGCUGGAAUCACUGAUGCAGAGGGUCACUGAAAACGAUGAAGCUCUUUGGGAGGAAAUUCUUGAGGCUGAAAUUGAGAACGAGAUCCGCCAAAUGCCUAGGCGCCAACCAUCCACUGCUGUGAACGAUUCUGCGUAUCGUCUAGAAGAUAUUCGCUCCCUGAAGUUUGCUGCCGUUAAAGCGCUUGCUAUUUCAAAUUUGCUUGAACUCGAGAAACUUGGGAAAAUUACACGGGACGAUGGUUUCCAGGGAAUCCUCAAUGCUAUCGCCGGAGAUGUGCGAAGUAAACAUCGAAAGCGUCUUCAACGUCAACAAGAGAUGGAGAGUAUGAAUGAAGCUUUACGCCAGCUGGCCGAGCGCAAGAAAUACUUCGAGGAACAAAUUGACAGCUAUCACAACUAUGUAGAGACUGCUAUGAAUACAAUGCAGAAAGGAAAAGGAAAAAGGCGACCUGUUCUUCCUUUCAGUAAACAGUAUUUCCACCUUCGUGAUUUACAAAGGACAGGACAAGCUCCACAAUUCGGCUCGUUUCUAUACUCGGCCAAAAAGCUCUACGAUCGAGGUAUACUGCUAUCAAUUGACCAAUACUCCCCCCGCCAGUUUGAUAAAUUACAAAUCACUAUGUCAUCAAAUCGAGCUGGUGUUUUUAAUCUGUCACUUGAAUCCACGAUGCUUGGGGUUACAUCUCGCAUUGCAGCCGAAGACAUACGCAUGGAGGAUCUUCUACAGGCGAAAUAUGAGAAAAAGUCGUCUUUGCCGCUAUUUGGCGGAAAGGUCAAGGUCAAUUUUGAGCUAUUUCUUUUCCAGAUUAACAAAAAGUUCUAUGCAUAA